This is a messenger RNA of Musa acuminata subsp. malaccensis (wild Malaysian banana), 2686 nucleotides long. Its product is annotated as probable alkaline/neutral invertase D. Gene Ontology annotation, molecular function: sucrose alpha-glucosidase activity; endo-alpha-N-acetylgalactosaminidase activity. The record is from RefSeq and is a predicted model, not a curated record. Gene Ontology annotation, biological process: sucrose catabolic process. Lineage: Eukaryota; Viridiplantae; Streptophyta; Magnoliopsida; Zingiberales; Musaceae.
CUGAGUCUAUGGGAUCACUGUGCUCGACACUGCUGUCAUGUAUCCACUCUGCCUUCCCUUGGAUGUAUACCGUGGCAUGCAACAAACGCGUGCGGCAGGUGUUCAGUCAAAGACUCGGUUGUGCCUGCCGGGAUAAGCAAACCCAACUCACUGAAACCUUCCCUUCGUCCGCCACCUGCAACCCAUCAUAAGCUGUUCCAAGCUGUCCGCCCUUUUUUUUUCUGCCCUUCUUUUUGGGGGCUUUGAGUGCGGAUUACACCGAAUGAACGGUGAGGACUGGUGAGCCGUCGACUCGCCCGUCCGUUGCACACCAAUCGUCCUGCCAUUCUAACCUACCUACUGCACCGGUGGAGGAGGAGGAGACCCGCCAUGCAGGGGCCAUGUCAGCCACCGAUAACAUGGCGGGUUCGUCGGUGGGUGAGUACGUAAAGAAUUGAUUCCUUUUAUACCCCUAUCUGUCCGUACGAAUGAAGGCGACAACCUACCCGAGAACUCGGACAUGGGAAGCCUUACUUGCACUUCUGCCGUUGGUAGAUCUACCUCCGUUAUGUGUGCCAGAAUAUGCAACACUGGCGCCGGCGGUGGGUCUCCGUGUGAUGUUACCGGCUACUUCAGGUUAACGGCGCAAGCUUGUGAUCCCGUUGUCGGCCCUUAAAUAUCAGCCCUUCGCAAAUCGCUCGCUUUUUCCCCUCUUCUUUCCCCCUCAAGCCCUGUGGCCGCCUCUGAUCUCCAUCUCUUCCGACCGAUCUGUCGAGAGAGACAGAGAGUCGCCUCUUCCUCCUUUCGAGGAAGGACUGGAUCUUGUACUAGGAACGACUGGUUCUUGUUCUUUGGAUAGUGGGCUGGGUUAGAUUCGUGAAAGUUGUAUGUUUUUUGGGAACUGAUGCAGAUCGGUCUUGAGUAUGGACGGGCCCAGGGAGGCAAGCUCUUCGGUGGAGGUCGACGACCUUAGCCUAUCACGGCUCCUCAACAAGCCGAAGCUCAACAUUGAGCGGCAGAGAUCGUUCGAUGAGAGGUCCUUGAGCGAGCUCUCGAUCAAUGUCAGAGCCCUCGAGGGCUAUGACAGUAUAUAUUCGCCUGCAGGGUAUAGGUCUGGAUUUGACACGCCUUCGACCGCUCGGAACUCCUUCGAGCCGCAUCCGAUGGUUGCCGAGGCAUGGGAUUCGCUCCGGAGAUCGUUGGUGUACUUCAGAGGGCAGCCGGUGGGGACGAUCGCUGCCAAUGAUCACGGGUCGGAGGAGAUCCUCAACUAUGAUCAGGUGUUUGUUCGUGAUUUUGUACCGAGUGCACUCGCUUUUUUAAUGAAUGGGGAACCGGAGAUAGUUAAAAACUUUCUCCUGAAAACCCUCCAUCUUCAAGGGUGGGAAAAGAAGAUAGACCGUUUCACGCUUGGUGAAGGUGUCAUGCCAGCGAGCUUCAAAGUGCUCCAUGAUGCUGGUCGAAAAACAGAUACACUGAUUGCAGAUUUUGGUGAAAGCGCAAUUGGAAGAGUUGCACCUGUUGACUCUGGGUUCUGGUGGAUUAUACUUCUCCGUGCCUAUACAAAGUCAACUGGAGACUUAUCUCUUGCAGAAACACAUGAAUGCCAAAAGGGAAUGCGGCUUAUAUUAGCUUUAUGUCUAUCAGAAGGUUUUGACACAUUUCCGACGCUCCUAUGUGCUGAUGGUUGUUCAAUGAUUGAUCGACGAAUGGGUAUAUAUGGUUAUCCUAUCGAAAUUCAGGCACUUUUCUUUAUGGCUUUGAGGUGUGCUCUGCCAAUGCUUAAACAUGAUGCGGAAGGGAAGGAAUUUGUAGAAAGAAUCGUGAAACGUUUGCAUGCACUAAGUUACCACAUGAGAAGUUACUUUUGGCUUGAUUUUCAGCAAUUAAAUGACAUAUAUCGCUAUAAAACAGAGGAGUAUUCUCACACAGCAGUCAACAAGUUCAAUGUGAUCCCAGACUCAAUUCCAGAUUGGGUGUUUGAUUUCAUGCCUACGCGAGGAGGUUAUUUUAUUGGGAAUGUCAGUCCAGCAAGAAUGGACUUCCGCUGGUUCGCAUUGGGAAACCUUGUCGCCAUUUUAUCAUCUCUUGCUACCCCGGAGCAGUCUAUGGCUAUUAUGGAUCUCAUCGAAGAGCGUUGGGAGGAACUGGUUGGAGAAAUGCCUUUAAAAAUAACAUAUCCUGCCAUUGAGAACCAUGAGUGGCGAAUCGUCACCGGUUGUGAUCCUAAGAAUACAAGAUGGAGCUACCACAAUGGAGGAUCUUGGCCAGUGCUUCUUUGGCUGCUCACUGCAGCCUGUAUCAAGACUGGUCGACCGCAGAUUGCCCGACGAGCGAUCGAGCUUGCGGAGAACCGGCUCUUGAAAGACGGCUGGCCGGAAUACUACGAUGGCAAGCUGGGGAGGUACAUAGGAAAACAGGCAAGGAAGUUCCAGACAUGGUCGAUUGCAGGUUAUUUGGUGGCUAAGAUGAUGCUGGAAGAUCCAUCACAUCUGGGGAUGGUCUCUCUUGAAGAGGACAAGGCGAUGAAGCCUCUAAUCAAGAGAUCAAACUCAUGGACUUGUUAAGAAUCUUUACAGAGAAGAAUCAUGUUGUAAGAACAUUUCUCAUUCUUUUCUGCAGCAUUCGGUUAUCACCUGCUCGGUUCAUAUCAGCUCAUAUGUUGUCUUGAAAAUACUAUCAUAAAGAGCUCGACUUCCCCAAGAAA